Molecule: messenger RNA, 1608 nt
Organism: Triticum turgidum subsp. durum (durum wheat)
Lineage: Eukaryota; Viridiplantae; Streptophyta; Magnoliopsida; Poales; Poaceae
Source: the annotation of a GenBank genome assembly
AUGGCGGGGUCAGCUCGCCGGCGCGCGCUCCUCCUGCUCCUCCUCGCGUCCUCCUUGUGCGCCUGCUCGGGGGCGGAGCCGCUGGCCGCUGAGCGGACGCGCCGGAAGGACCCCCUGGACGGGCUCCGGCCCUACGCCGGCGGCUGGAACAUCAGCGACAGGCACUACAUCGCCUCGGUGGCCUUCAGCGCCGCGCCGGUGUUCGCGGCCGCGGCGGUCUGGCUCGUCGGCUUCGCCCUGGCGGCGCUCGUGGCCUGCUGCUGCCGGUGCUGCCGCGGCAGCCCCACCAGGGACGACGACUACUCCUACUCGCGCGGGACCUUCGCCGCCUCCCUCCUCCUCCUCCUCGCCUUCACCGCCGCCGCCAUCAUCGGGUGCGCGGUGCUGUACGACGGGCAGGCCAAGCUGGACGGCAGCACGUCGGCGACGCUGCGCUACGUGGUGCGCCAGUCGGACGGCGCGGCGGCGAGCCUCCGGGGGUUCGCCGGGUUCAUCGAGACGGCCAAGGCGUCCGGCGGCGCCGCCAUGCCGCGCGACCUCGGGGCCAAGGUCGACCAGGUCGCCAGCAGGGUGGGCGCCGCGGCCGACGAGCUCGCCGCGCGCACCGCCAGCAACGCCCGCAAGAUCCGGACCGUGCUCGACACCACAAGGAAGAUCCUGAUCGGCGUCUCGGCCGUGAUGCUGGUGCUGGCGUUCCUGGGCCUCGUGUUCUCGUUGGCUGGCCUGAGCUCAGUCGUUCGCUUCCUAGUGUUACUGGGAUGGAUCCUCGUUACCGCAACAUUUAUAUUGGGCGGCGUUUUCCUUCUCUUGCACAACGCGGUCGGGGACACGUGCGUGGCCAUGGAGGAAUGGGUGCUCCGCCCGCCGGGCAGCAGCAACAGCACCGCCCUGGACGACAUCCUCCCGUGCGCCGACGCGGCGGCGACCUCGGAGGCGCUGCGCCGGAGCAAGGAGGUGAACCACCAGCUGGUGGCCACCCUCAACGACGUGCUCGCCAACGUCUCCAACGCCAACACCUUCCCGCCGGGCGCCGGCCCGCCCCUCAACUACAACCAGUCCGGCCCGCCGGUGCCGCUGCUCUGCAGCCCCUACCGCGCCGACCUCUCCGACCGCCCCUGCGCCGCCGGCGAGGUGCCGGCCGCCUUCGCGCCGCAGGCGUGGCGGGGCCACGUGUGCCAGGCGGCGGGCGCGCCGGGGCAGGAGACGUGCGCGACGCCCGGGCGGCUCACGCCGUCGAUGUACGCCCAGGCGCUGGCGGUGGCGAACGCCAGCGCGGGGCUGGUGGGCUACGGGCCGCCGCUCGCGGGGCUGGCGGACUGCACGUUCGUGCGGCGGACGUUCGAGGCCGUGGUCGCCGACGGCUGCCCCGGGCUGCGGCGGCACAGCGGCCGGGUGUACCGGGCGCUGGCGGCCGUGGCCGUGGCGGUGGCCGCGGCCGUGGCGGCGUGGGUGGUGCACACCAGGGAGCGGCGGCGGCGGCGCGAGGCCGUGCGGUUCCGGGUGUCGCCCUACCGGCUCCCCAUCGAGGACAAGUCGCUGCUCAAGAGCCCCCGCCGGCCCUACCGGCGCGCCGAGAGCGGCGGGCUCAUCGGCAAAGGCGGCUGGUGA